AUUACAGUUUUGUUCAAAUUACGCUUCCAGUUGUACUUACUCAUCAGUUUAGUCGCGUAUGAAGGAGUUGUACCUCCACCGGGCCGUCGAAGUACAACCCUGUUUCAAUCGUGACGUUUUGCGCGACCUGUCAGACCGGGCCACGACCGCUCGGCUGGAACUUGAGGCAUGGGCGGAGGGCGAGAAUAUUAAUUUUGACGCUGCCCGUCCUGUGGAUCGCGCAGUGGCUGUCCAACCGUUUGGGCCGGAUGAAGAAGACCUUGACCUGCAAAUACUGCAGUCGGCCACUGCUGGUAAUCUCCAAACAUUGCGCGAGUGGACUUCAAAACUCCAAUCAUCACCUGAUGCUCGGGAGCGCGCGACUCGUACUUUCCUUGCUGCUAUCAAUGAAUUUUCAGACGAUGUACUGGCCGUUCUUCUCGAGAGUGGAUUAGUCGAUAUCUACGCAGAAGAUGACAUUAAUGAACGCAAUUGUUUGCACGAAGCAGCCAUUUCAGGUCGAGAGUUUGUAUUCAAGUCGGGGCUCGCGGCAGGUGUUGAUAUCUCAAGGUCUGAUGUUUACGGCCGACUUCCUCUACAUUAUGCUUGUAUACACGGCCGGGUGGAAAUGGUGAAAAAUCUAUUAGCUGCAGGCCCCCACACUGUCGACGUAAUGGACCAUGACAACUUCACGCCGCUGAUUCACAGUAUUGUAAAAGGUCAGCUGUCGUGUGCUGAGCAGCUUCUUCACAGCAAUGCUCGCAUUGAUCCGGCCUCUGAAUCAGAUCACAUUCCGCUGAACCUGGCAUGCCAACAUGGAUCACUUCCGAUUGUGAAAAUGCUUCUCGAACGGCACGCACAACUACUCCCAGAUGCAGAAGGUCUCUAUCCUCAACAUAUGGUCGCAAGGGCCUCGCAGUCUCCGCAACUACUGAUGAUGCUCAAACAACAUGGGGCCGAUUUGAACCAGAGAGAUAAACUGUAUCAGUGGACGCCACUUUUCCAUGCUGCUAGUGAAGGCUGUGUUGACUGCCUGCGCGCUCUUCUCGAAUUGGGUGUGGAUGCCGAUGUUGUAGAUGAGAAGGGUCUCGCUGCAAUGUAUUACGCAGCGUGGGAAGGCCACUUGGAGUGCAUGCUUCUGCUUUGGUCGCAUCGCGGUGAUUCCUGUACCCCGCAAAAGCCAUUCGAUGUCCCGAAUGGUCUAAGGCUACAAGAAGCAAGUCAUGUCCCUGGUUUACAAAUGGAGGAUACCUCGCCUUUUGAAAAUACUGAGACAGCGGAUGGCAUACCCGAUCUUUCUCUCCCUCCACCAAUCAUACCUCUACGUCGUUACGGCCAUAACUUUUUGGACAAGAAAGUCUUCGUGCAAAUUCUUUUUGAUACCGGAAAUUACGGUUCCAUUACCUUUGAUCAAGCAGGACGUCAUCCUGCAGCCCGGCUAACCAUUUCCUCGAAACUCUCUGACUUGAUCCCACGCACCAUUAUGCUUCCCAUCCAAGAAGAUUCGCGACUGAUCUCAUUUCAGGUAGACAACCUGGAGACAUUCGCUGUGGAUUUUGAGAUUUUCCCCACAUUUGGUUCAAAAGUGAUAGCGAAGACGGUCGCCCUACCCACAGUAUUUAGGGCUGAGAAUUCUAGCACUGGAUCGUGUUGCUUGCCGUUGUUUGAUCCUAGGUUGCGGUCAAUAGGGCAGUUGCGGUUUGGGUUCCAAGUCAUCAAACCGUACCAUGGUGAUCCCUUAGAGAUCACCCACUUCGCUACCUAUUGGAAGGCGACGAGUGCUAUCGACUCAGAACACAACGGUCUGGUCACAGGUUCGAGCUUGUCUGGUGAUCAUGUUCAACUUUUUGUGCAGCUCACCAGAGACAGAAUCCCUGUGCUCUAUCCGUGUUUUACAGUUCAGCAUCAUGGUAUUGAAAUACCCAUCUGCCAUCUCACUUACUCGCAGUUCCAAGUUAUUGGUGCCGAGAGGGGUGCGAGUCGUUCCGAGUUGUUCCAGUACCUUCAAACGCGUGCCGUUGACGACUUGGCACAAGCACACCGUCUACUUGCAUCUUCAUUUCUCUCCCUGAAAGAGAUGCUCCAGCAUCUGCCCAUUAGCAUCAAUGUUAAUCUCUCUAUACUCUAUCCGUCGGCUGCCGAGGAGCAAGCGCUACAUAUGGUAUCAUUAGCGGAUGUCAAUAGCUUUGCUGAUGCCAUCCUUACUGUGGUGUUCGAUCAUGCUCGUGUGUCACGAAAUCAGAACCCUGAGUUCAUGCGUUCUAUCGUAUUUACCUCUUACAACCCUAAUAUUUGCGUUGCUUUGAACUGGAAGCAACCGAAUUAUCCCGUUCUUCUUUGCAAUGAUCUUGGCCAAAUUCGUGAUUUGGCCCGUGACGUUGGCUCACUUCCAGACAUCAAUAGUAGUGGUCGUGCAUCACUGUCCAUCAAAGAAUCGGCAAGGAUAGCGCAGAGUAACAACUUUAUGGGCUUAAUAUGUCGGUCCAGCCUCUUGAAUGUUGUGCCAGCGCUUGUAGAGACAAUCAAAGAACUCGGUCUUGUACUUGUGGCGGACACAUCUGACGAAGUUGAACCCCCAGCCCACAAAGAAGUUCUGGGCGUGGCGACCGCGAUGGGUGUAGCUGAAUGGGCAUACCGAAUGCCUGAUGGUGUGAACGGUGUGAUGAAAGCCAAUGGCAUCUUGAGAUUCAACGAUACGAUUGACAUGUGAGACAUGGUUAAGGACAUGCCUCACUCUUGCAGUCAACUUUUGAUAUUGUUAACUUGGGUAUAUAUGAAGAUCUUUAGGGAGUGGCAUCUGCAUUUCGGCCUCAAGUGUCCUUUGCAUUUUGGUGAUCCAAUCCCUUUUUUUCUUUCGCUUUUACCUACGCCUGACAAGCAUCCAUCAUCCUACUAUCCUCAUCGAGGCUUCGUGCAACACCGAACCCACAAGAAAGAAAAGCAGAAGAGAAAGAGAAAGAGACAGAGGUUAGAGGCGCUAGCUGCAUACUUCUAUUUAUUACUUUGACUCAGAAAUCUGGCCGC
Aspergillus alliaceus is the source of this 3003-nucleotide messenger RNA. It is a transcript of the gene phoC, whose product is annotated as putative cyclin dependent kinase inhibitor Pho81. Gene Ontology annotation, molecular function: glycerophosphocholine phosphodiesterase activity; protein binding. NCBI's taxonomy places the organism in Eukaryota, Fungi, Ascomycota, Eurotiomycetes, Eurotiales, Aspergillaceae. The record is from RefSeq and is a predicted model, not a curated record. The transcript is spliced from 3 exons. Bases 59 to 2689 code for a protein of 876 amino acids. Gene Ontology annotation, biological process: glycerophospholipid catabolic process.